Styela clava is the source of this 2798-nucleotide messenger RNA. Its product is annotated as 4-galactosyl-N-acetylglucosaminide 3-alpha-L-fucosyltransferase 9-like. Gene Ontology annotation, molecular function: alpha-(1->3)-fucosyltransferase activity. Gene Ontology annotation, cellular component: membrane. NCBI's taxonomy places the organism in Eukaryota, Metazoa, Chordata, Ascidiacea, Stolidobranchia, Styelidae. The record is from RefSeq and is a predicted model, not a curated record.
AGUGUCGCAAACAGAACUAGAAUCCUAGCUAGCGUUUAGGUUAAGGUAUGUCUAGUUGUUCACCAUGCACUCGCUCAAUAAGCAUGUCUUAUCACAUAUGGUGUACAAAGUAUUGUUGUUGUUCAUCAUAAUAACUUUAUUGGAAGUUUAUAUCGCUAGCUUUUGGACGAAUAUAACAUCUGUUCAUUGGAUCAGGGGCAAAAAGCAAAAGUGGUCAAGUAUCAGACAACGUCAAAGCUCCUAUGAACCCUAUCUGAGUGAUCCUGUUAUAAUUUCCCCAGAAUUACAAGCUGAAUUGAACAGACGGCUCCUGAAUGCAACAGAUGAAAAGAUAAUACUCAUCUACAUAUCAGGCUUCGGAGUGGAAGAUCGAAAAUGGGUCGACAAAAAGAAAUGUGGAAACUGUGAAAUAACUUAUGAUAGAAAAUUGAUAAACGAUGAGAGGACAGGUGCUGUAGUUUUUCAUUAUGACAGACUAGGAGUAAUGAAUGUUCCGUGGAAGAGGAAUCCACGUCAUCUGUAUGUGUUAUGGACAAUGGAAUCUACUUUAACAAUGUUAGCCAUAGGAAAUCUACAGGUUAAAUUUAUGGAGUAUUUCAAAUUCAAUGCAACACUUACAUACAGGAGGGACUCCGAUUUUCAGGCACAAUAUGGAAAUUCUGAUACAGUAGCAUCAAUCAUUAAAACCAACAAUCUAACGCUAAAGGAAAUAUACAAACGUAAAAAAAAAGUUGCUGUUGCCGUUGUUAGUGACUGUGAUUACACUCCAGGUGCAGUUGUAAGGUUAAAACAAUUAAAAGAAUUGUCUGAUUAUGGAUUUGGGUUGGAAUGCUAUGGCAGUUGCUUCGGGGGCAAAAUUUUCACAGACAAACCAUUUACCGGAUUUAAUGGAUUCAUUUCUGAAUACAAAUUCUAUUUUUCAUUUGAAAAUUCAUAUCACUGCAGAGACUAUAUCACAGAAAAGUUUUUUGUCAAUGGACUUAAAUCUCUUGCAGUUCCUGUUGUUUGGGGUCCAAGGAUUGAGGAAUAUAUGGCAGUUUCUCCACCAGGAUCUUUCAUUCAUGCAGAUAGUUUUGCUUCAUUGAAAGAACUUGCUGAUUAUAUCAAGUACCUUGACAAAAAUGAAACUGCAUACUUGGAAUAUUUCAGAUGGUUAUAUAUGGAUCCAAAAGAUUUGCCGCAGUAUGGAAAGACAUCAGAUUGGUGCCAGCUUUGUCGAGCUUUGCAUGGGAUUAAUAUUGAUGAAUUAUACAACCCAUUGUACAAUGAGUCAAAGAUACCUAUAUUCACAAAUGGUGUUGCUCCUAGAACAGUGGAUGACACAAUAGAUUGGUUGUAUGGAAGAGAGUAUACAGAAUGCGUUGAUCCUUUUUGGGAUCUCAAUUGGGAUUCUCGCUUAAUCUAGUUUCUCUGUUAGGGUUCAAAUUCAGUCAUUUUUGUAAAGGAACUAAAAGAUUUAGUAGAUUUAUAUAUGCAAAUUUAUUUAAUAUUUUUUACAAGGCUGUGAUGAUUUAUUGCGAAUUGGAGAUUUUGGAAAGUAGUAGUUCAUGACAAAAAAUGUUUUUAAUUUGAUUACUAAGUUCUCAUGGAGCAACAUCCUGUUUUUUAUAUUUUGGUGCAUUAUAAAUUGCCUCAUUUAUUUAUAAGAUAAUCCGAACUGAAAUUAUUUAUGGUAUUGAGAGAGUCUUCGUAUGUACGGUGGAUAUUAUGUUAAACCAUAAUCAUGUUGAUGAUGUUAUAAUAUCAACAAAUUAGUAUUUUUUAGUUUUCACACAAUUUAUGUAGUAUGUUGCGGCUACCGAAGUGUUAUCAGUUUCACAUAAGGGCUAGGGAUUUUAUAUUUAUUUAGGGGGAGAGGAAAGCAGAUGUGAUGACUUAUCCAUAUCCCUCAAUUUUAUGCCAGUUAUGUAAUUAGUUGAUGAUGGUAAAAGUGGUAAAUGACCAGUCGUUACAUUCCUGUGGUGGAAAGAAGUCCAGCAAUCUUCUCGCACAUAAUCAUUCCCACAUAGGAUUUGUACCUAUGAACCAUCACAGGGUAAUCAUAGGUGCAAUGGCCAGCAUUCUUCUAACGCUUAUCACGCUGUGCCAUAUCGUCGAAUCCAUAUAUAUAUAUAUUGUUGGUUACAGGUUAAUUUGCCAUUGCACCAUUUAAGAAUAGUCUCCAGUGUUUUUCUCUGUGUUCUCAUCUUGCCCGCCCCUAAAAUUAACAGGAUUGUGUUAAACAUAACUAAUAUAUGAUUGAAUAUUUCACAUAUUGAAUUUAUUAUAAAUGGUUUAUCGUUUCAUGUUUUAAAUGCUGUGUCUAUGAAUCAAAAAAUUCACUUUACGUUUUCAUGUCCUUCACUUUCUGUUACAUAGUGUCUGCCUCUAUUGUUAGGUAACAACAGUAUUUCAAAGAAAAAUCAGGCAAACAAACUUUAAAAAGCAUGAAGUACACAUUAAUGAUCACUUUUAUUUAAAGAAAGCAAUGACUUUUUCCUUGAUAAUUUGGCGCUGCGCAACAAAAAGUUUGGGGACUUCUGCUAUACGAUACAGCUAUUUGUAAUCGAGUCAAACUGGCUACUUGCCAUGUUUUGCGUAGUGUUUGUCACCUACUUCAAGUAUUGGUGCUCCCGAAGUAUGUGCGCCAAGGUGGCCCACAACCUGAACAUAGUAUGUGUACCAGGUUAGAGUUUUCAGGUUGGGCGCCAUCUGAUGCAUAUACUUCUGGAGCGCCCAAGUAUUUGAUUUUGUUGUUACGAAUCUAGUAUUAUUGCUCUUGUUUACUUUUCUAAAAUAAAGUAUGUUAUUUACCCUUG